Carassius gibelio (silver crucian carp) is the source of this 2565-nucleotide messenger RNA. Its product is annotated as inactive serine protease 35-like. The coding region runs from base 246 to 1529 and encodes 427 amino acids. The record is from RefSeq and is a predicted model, not a curated record. NCBI's taxonomy places the organism in Eukaryota, Metazoa, Chordata, Actinopteri, Cypriniformes, Cyprinidae. Gene Ontology annotation, biological process: proteolysis. The transcript is spliced from 2 exons. Gene Ontology annotation, molecular function: serine-type endopeptidase activity.
CUUGUUGGGACUUUUUUCCUCCCUUUCCCUUAAACGUCAAGUGUAAUUCAUACCAAGGGCUUUCGUCUGUGAGCUCUCCUUUUCUCGAAGGUGGAGCAGAUAUGAGAAGAAACGGACUAUCAGCCCAUCCAGCAGAAAACCCUCUGAGAUUAAGUAACUUUUAGACAGUUCUUGCUUAAAUAACAAGCAGCUGUUUGCGGAUUGAACAUCUCCAUCAAUCGAAUGAUAGCAGGGGUCUCUCUGCAAUGGGCCCGGUACCCUUAACGCUCCUGCUCAGCAUCUCAGCACUGACUGUGCUAGUGUCUGCAGCAGUGGACGAUCCCACAGGUGAUGAUGACUACACAUGGCCACAGAGGAAAGUACCACUGGUACAAGAAAAGCAAACAGUGCAUCUGGGCAGUUCUGAGUUUUUGGCAAAGCCGCAGACUGAGCUCCAUGGAAUAUGUGGCAUUGAGUGCCAGAGGGGUCUCCCAGAGCCCAGCCUGGACGAUCUGGAGCAGCUACUGUCCUAUGAGACCAUGUACGACAACGGAACCCGCACGCUCACCACCAUCACCAUACAGGAGCUAAACAUCAGUGAUGAUUGGAUGAGAGCUUCUGGGUCACGUUCUCGGCGCAAACGAGAAGUCUAUGGCACGGACACACGGUUUACCAUCACCGACAAGCAGUACUCCUUGAAGUAUCCCUUCUCCACAUCUGUGAAGAUCUCCACGGGUUGCUCUGGAGUGCUGGUGUCCCCCAAACACGUCCUGACUGCCGCUCAUUGCAUCCACAAUGGUACGGACUACCUGGAUGGGGUACAGAAACUCAGCGUUGGAGUGCUGAAAGAACGUUCCCGCCAAAAAGGGAAGGGACGGAAAGGGAAAGGACGGAAGGGUAAAGGCAAGAGGAAGAAUAAAGAAGAGGAGGAGGACGAGGAGGAGGAGGUAAUCAAUGAAAAUAUAGAGAUUGGAGAGAAGCAGGAGCGUAAGGGAAAAGGCAAAGGCAGGAGAAACCGUAGUCGCCGCAGCACCAACUCCAAGCAACCCUCGUUCCGAUGGACUCGGGUGAAACAGAUGCAGGUGCCGAAGGGCUGGUUUAAAGGGAUCUCGGAGAACGUUGUGGCUGAUUAUGACUAUGCCAUCCUGGAGCUUAAAAAAGCGCAGAAGACCAAAUACAUGGAUCUCGGUGUCAUCCCCUCUGUCAAGAAUCUGCCUGCAGGACGUAUACAUUUCUCGGGAUUCGAUGACGAUCGUCCAGACAAACUGGUGUACCGCUUCUGCUCCAUUUCCGAGGAGUCCAAUGACCUGCUGUACCAGUAUUGCGAUGCCAAGCCUGGCACCAGUGGCUCGGGUGUCUACAUUCGGCUCAAAGAGCCUGGCAAGAAGAAGUGGAAGCGAAAGAUCAUUGGAGUGUUCUCGGGUCACCAGUGGGUGGAUGUUAAUGGGAUGCAACAGGAUUACAACAUAGCCGUGCGAAUCACACCCCCCAAGUAUGCACAGAUCUGCCUCUGGGUCCAUGGGGACUCCAGCCAGUGUCUGGGCACCUGAGAGACUCUGUCUAGCCCGUCUGACUGCCACGGUCCCGGCUCUCAGCUACCCCUGUGCCUCCCAUUUGUGCACAACAUAAACUGCUGCAUUCAUCAACACUAAAGACUAUAACACACCUACCAUUGAACUUUUCCAGGCUAUAUUGAUACCUUAAUUUAUUUUAUUAGACAACUGUUGUUAUGAAUUAGUAAGAGCGAAUGUAUUCCUAGAUUCAGUUGUCCUAACGAGAACUAAUUCUGUUUCUGUCUUAAACUGUCAUUUUAAAUUACAAAAUGCACUUCAGUCAGUGUUGUUUGAUAUGGGAGGCAUUUGUUUUGUCUGGUAAUCUGUCUGGAUACCUUGAAGUAGAAAGUUAGAUGACUAGUUGACAUAAAAAAAAAUGUUUAUUUGUGGAUUUUACUUCCCUUUUUUAAUUUUGAAGAACAUAUUUGAGUAUCAAUGUGCUGGUGUUCUUUGAAACCUUUUGUUCUUGUUAUCAUUAUUAUUAAAUGUUUAGAUUGCGUGACUUAGAUUGCAUAAACUGUAACCGGUCUUCAUGGGCUUCCAUUUAAAAUUGUUCUGCUUUUUGUAUUACAGUGCAAGCAAUUAGUUCUAGGUUUACCCUUCAGUCAGAUGCCCUUGUUGACUUUUGGUGCUAAUUUAAUUUUAAAAUAUAAAACAUCAGAGAACCUGUCAGAGUAACGUCUACUGUAGAACUGUAAGUAUGUAUUUAAUGUAAGACUCGUAUUAUGAGUUUCAUAUGAUUAUGUUGUUCUUUAAACAAAAUACAAAGGGUUAUUUAAAUUAAGAUAUGCUCAAUGAUACAUAUAAUUGUAAUUAUGAUAAAGAGAAAAGCAAUAUAGCUUGAUAGAAAAUAUUAAUUGAACAUUUUAAUUAAAAAAAAAAUUAUGUUUUCAAAUAGAUUGCAUACUUUUUCAAUUUGUACAACUGUUUCUAAAUGUGUUUGAGGACCAAAUAAACUGAGAUUUAUAUGUAUUGGUCUACGAAAACAAAGUAGUGAUUAUAUAUAUAUAAAGACUAUAUUGUUUUUCCAAUU